GCACGGACGGCGCUGACGGGCCAGUGCUCGGCCGGCAUCCUCAUUCGCCGCCCACGCCGCGCCGCCCUCGCCGCGACACCGUAAGCCCAGCCCGCGCCACUCCACGCACUCCAACACCACCAGCCAACACGAGGAGGAGCAGCGAACCCGGACGCCGACCCACCCGCAGGCACCAAGCACCGGCAAACCCAAACCCAGAAACCGACAAACCCAACCAAGACAUGGCCGAGAAACAUGAAGUCGUCAUCUCGGGGAUCGGGGGCAUGUUCCCGGGCAGCGCCAACCUGGAGACGCUGGGGAAGAACAUCCUGGCCAACGAGUACCUGGUGACGCGCGAGGAGUCGGUCUGGAACCAGAACCAAAUGACCGACGUGGAGCCCGUGGCGGGGCGGCUCCCGGACUGGGACCAGAGCGACAACCCCUUCUUCGGCAUGCACAACAAGCUGUCCAUCUGGACGGACCCCACCACGAAGCUCGGUUUCGAGCGAUGCUUCGAGGCCAUGAUCGACGCAGGUGUGCACCCCGCGUCGCUGCGCGGCUCCAACACGCAGGUGUUCGUCGGCAUGCACCUCUCGGACAACGAGGCGGGCAGCUUGGCGUACAUGGACAAGUCUGACGGCUACGGCAUCAUGGGGCACAGCAGGGCCAUGAGCUCCAACAGGGUGUCCUACUUCUUCGGCUUCACCGGACACAGCUGCACCUACUCGGCGGCGGAGGCGUUCGGGCCGCUGGGGGUGCGCAUGGCAGCCGAGGCCAUCUCCUCGGGGCAGUGCGAGGCCGCGCUCGUCGUCACCUCCACCACCAUCUGCGUGCCCUCCAUCAGCCAGAUGUACAAGGACAUGGGCUACCUCAGCCAGGACCUCUUAUGCCACCCCUUCGAGGAGACAGCCACCGGCAUGCACCGCAGCGAGUGCUGCAUCGCCUUCCUCCUGCAGCGCGCCGACCUGGCCAAGCGCUGCUACGCCACCGUGGUGGCGGCGGACGCCGUGCACCUCGGCAGCAGGCUGCGCUUCGACUUCACGCUGCCCAGCCCGGCCGGCCUGCAGGCCUUCCUCAACAACAUGUACACGGAGCACGACGUGGACCCCCGCUCCGUGGCGUACGUGGAGGCGGACGGCAUCGGCCACCACCUCUCCGACGUGACGGAGCUCAACGCCCUGGACGGGGCCAUCGGCCGCAGCCGGCCCGCGGGGCAGCCGCUGCUCGUGGGCUCCGUCAAGAGUAACGCGGGCCACACCGAGGUGUGCUCCGGCAUGUUCGGCAUGGUGAAGGCCAUCGUGGCCAUGGAGUCGGGCGUGAUCCCCGCCACCAUCAACCACGUCCAGGACGUGGCCGACGCCAAGUGCCUGGCCGAGGGCAGGCUCAAGGUGGUGACGAAGAACACCCCGCUGGAGGUGCGCCCCGACACGCACGUGGCCGUCAACACCAUGUCGCUGUCCGGGCUGUGCGGCCACACCAUCCUGCGGCCCAACCCCAAGGCCAAGACGCUCGUCGCGGACGCCUCCAAGGAGCUGCCGAGGCUCGUGGUGCUGUCCGGCCGCAGCGAGGAGGCGCUCACCAAGAUGGCGGAGAAGGUCCGCGCGUCGCCGUACGACCCGGAGUACAUCCGCCUGCUGCAGGACACCUUCGGGCCGUCCAUCCGCGGCUACGAGUACCGCAGCUACGUCAUCUUCCCCGCGGACCCCACGCAGGCCAUCAAAGUCUCCCACGUGGACAAGCGCACCGUGUGGUUCGUGUUCUCCGGCAUGGGCAGCCAGUGGGCGGGCAUGGGCUCCAGCCUGAUGCAGCUGCCGGUGUUCGCGGAGACCAUCGAGCGCCUGCACGCCGUGCUGGCGCCCAAGGGCGUGGACCUCAAGCACAUCAUCACGGAGACGGGCCCCACGGCCUUCGACAACAUCCUCAAGUCGUUCGUGGGCAUCACCGCCUGCCAGAUCGCGCUCACCAACGUGCUGUUCGCCGUGGGCCUGCGCCCCGACGGCAUCAUCGGCCACUCCGUGGGGGAGCUGGGGUGCGCGUACGCCGACGGCUGCCUGACCGAGGCGCAGACCAUCCUGGCGGCGUGGGCGCGAGGCAAGGCCUCCAACGAGGCCAAGCUCAUCAAGGGCAUGAUGGCGGCCGUGGGGCUGGGCUACAAGGCCAUCCUGCCGCGCCUGCCGCCCACCGUGGAGGUCGCCUGCCACAACUCGUCCACCUCGUGCACCCUGUCCGGCCCCGCCGAGGACGUCAAGAACUUCGUCGCCAAGCUGAGCAGCGAGGGCGUGUUCGCGCGCAACGUCAACGUGUGCGACAUCGCGUACCACUCGCAGUGCAUCCAGCCCGCCGCGCCCUUCCUGCGCCGCUACCUGGAGGAGGUCAUCCCCGAGCCCAAGAAGCGCUCCUCCAAGUGGAUAUCCACCUCGGUGCCCCAGCACCUCAUGGAUACCCCUGCCGCCCAGUACUGCUCCGCCGAGUACCAGACCAACAACCUGCUGAGUUCGGUGCUGUUCGAGGAGGGUCUGGCGUACGUCCCCGAGCAGGCCGUGCUGGUGGAGAUCGCUCCCCACGGCCUGCUGCAGGCCAUCCUCAAGCGCGCGCUGCCCAACAACGUGAACAUCCCGCUGACGCAGCGCGACCACGCCGCGCCACUGCACUUCCUGCUGGAGGCGCUCGGCAGGUUGACGUUCCACGGCGCCGAGCUGGACGUGGCCAAGCUGUACCCCGAGGUGAACUUCCCCGUGUCCAGGGGCACCCCGUCGAUCUCCCCGCUCGCGACGUGGGAGCUGGGCGCCAGGUACUACGGUGCCUUCUUCUUGUCCUGCCGCUCGGGCGAGGCCACCACGCAGCUGUACAACGACAGCCCCCACAUGCGCGUGGGCGGCGCCAAGCUGCUGCCGUACAGCGAGGCGCUGGACUCGGCGUGGACGGCGCGCGGCAUCCUCGACAACGACCAGGACGUGGCCGUGUCGCUCAGGAACAUCGUGGUGCACAACAAGCUGCAGCUGCCGCAUGACGAGGCGAUGGAGUUGUCGACCAAGGUGUCGCCGGCCCAGGGCUCCUUCGAGGUGGAGGAGACGUACGCGGAGCGCCUGGUGAUCUCGGGUACCGCCACGAGCCUGCAGGCGGAGGACGCACCGCCCGCCCUGCCGGACGAGUCCUUCCCCGCCGACGCCCUCACGCUCAGCGGGCAGGACAUCCUGGCCGACCUCGCCGCCAAGGGCUUGUCCUACUCGCCCAAGUACAACGCCCUCAAGUCCGUCCUGGUCGGCAACCGCGACUGGAUCAUCCGCCUGGACAGCAGCUGCCCGCGCGCCGCCAUCCUGGAGGCCCUGCUGCAGGUGCUGCAGUACCGCGCCUCGGAGGAGGCCAUGGGCUUGGUGCUGCUCAAGCGGCUGCUGCGGCUCGACGUGGACCCCGUCAAGAUGAGGGAGCGUGACGAGGUCGUGGUGCGCUAUUCCUUGUCCUCCGGCGCCAUGUCGGGGCACGGCAUCUACGCGAUGGGCUUCGAGGGCAUGAAGGAGGACAACCCCGACGAGGGCUCGUUCACGUCGCCGCUCAACUUCCAGUUCGUCCGCUACGGCAACAGCAACCUCCAGAGCGUGGGCGAGUUCGUGAGCCUGGCCGUGCAGCUCGCCCUGGAGGGCUUGCCCACCACCAAGAAGGACUGCAGCAUCACCAUCCUGGAGCUGCAGAACUGCUCCGGCCCCAACGUGCUGGGCCCGGCCGUGCGCAGCCUGCUGCAGGAGAAGAUGGGCAUCAAGGUGAACGUGAAGACGCUGAGCGUGGGCUCGGGCAGGAGCCUGUCGCUGCCCGAGGUGGAGCAGGGCAUGUGCCUGACGGUGAGCGCGCCCAACACGCUCACGGAGGGCGUGCGGGUGGCCGCGCACGUCGGCGGCCUGCUGCUGACGCGGUCCUCGGAGCGCGUCUCCACCCUGCACAGCCAGAUGGGGCUGGUGGCGGAGCAGCGCACGGGCGCGGACGGCGAGUGGGUGAGCCUGCUGCGCCGCCCCGUGGCCGUGGUCCCCGAGCGCGCGCGCGUUCUGCAGAUGGCGCGCGGACAGGCGCCGCCCGCCCGCGUGCUGGAGGCCGGCCCCGACCACCCCGUCGUCCUGGUGUGGCGCGGCCAGCCCGACGGCGGCGUGCCCCAGGUCGUCGACCAGGUGCGGCGUCGCCCCUACGCCGCCUACGCCAGGCUGGUGUUCAUCCUGGACGAGAGCGCGCCCGCCUUCUCGCUGACCGACCCCCUGUACGCCGGCCAGCUCAAGCUGCAGCUGCAGGUGAACGUGCUGCACCGCAAGACGUGGGGCUGCUGGCUCGGGCUGCCGCUGGUCGGCGCCGCGCCCGCCGCCUUCUCCGCCAGCAGCCUGGAAGGCACCACCAUCGAGGCCUACGGAUUCAACCCCAAGGAACGCAGCCCGACCAGUGCCCAGCAGGUGUGGUGUGGCCACCUGGACUACGUCGGCGUGUCCCCCAAGGGCCAGCGCGUGAUGGGCAUCGCCCGUUGGGUGUCCGAGACCAGCCGGCCGCGCCUGGACAGCAUGCUGCAGUGGGCUGUGCCCCAGGGCUGGAGCUCGGCCGACGCCGCCACCGUCCCCUACGUCUACGCCAACGUGUACCACGCGCUGACGGUGGUCGCGGGCCUGAAGCGCGGCCAGAGCAUCAUGGUGCACGAGGGCGCCUCCGCCGUGGGCCAGGCCGCCAUCCGCGUGGCCUUGCAGCUGGGCUGCUCCAUCUUCACGACGGUGGGCGACGAGUCGCAGCGCCGCGCCCUGCGCCUCCUGUUCCCCCAGAUCGAGGACCGGCGCGUCAUGUCGUGCGCGGACGGCGCCACGUCCUUCGAGUGGCGCAUCCGCACGCUCACCAACUCCGCCGGCGUCGACGUGGUGUUCAGCGCGCUGCCCGGCGACCAGAUGAAGGCCUCCAUGCGCUGCCUGCAGCACUUCGGCAAGAUGGUGCACUACGGCCGCGAGGACAUGCUGGCCUCCACCACGAUAGGGCUCUUCAUCUUCCUGCAGAGCUUGAGCUUCACCGGGCUGACCGGCGACCAGCUGUUCCUGGCCAACGAGGAGGACCGCCGCCUGGUGCACGCCGCGGUGCAGGAGGGCCUGGACAGCGGCCACGUGCAGCCCAUCGAGGGCACCAGGGUGUUCAACGCGACCAACCUGGCGAGCAUCAAGGAGGCCCUCCUCAGUGUGCGCGGCGAGUACCCGGCGCCCUCCAAGGUGGUCAUUUCCGUCCACAAGAACAAGCGGCAGGACGAGUGUAGCGGCAAGAGGAGCUACGUCAUUGUCGGAGGCCAACAGCACGAGUGGCUGCAGGUGGCUGGGUGGGUGGCGCAGCACGGCGCCCACGAGGUGCUCGUCGUGGCCGACAGCGCGUCCGCCAGCCCGUCCCUGGUGCGCCACCGCCAGCGCGCCCUGCGCCGCCUGUUCGACACCAACGUGCGCGUGCAGCUCGAGGACAACCUGGCCAAGAGCUUGGACGAGGGCAAGGCGCUGCGCGCCCUGAAGACCGCCGCCAACGCGGCCCCCGUGGACGCCGUCAUCGCCCUGGUCAAGGACGACGCGUCCGUGGUGACGGUGCUGCACGCCGCCAUGAAGAAGGACGGCCUGUCGGACGCGUCGCUGGUGGUGCUGGCCGAGAGCGCGCUGACGGCGUGCGGCUUGUCGGAGCUCUGCGAGUCCCGGCGGGCCAGCGGGCUGCGCGCCGCGUGCAUCGCGGGGCCGCUCAACAGCGCCGCCGCGCACUUGGUGGACCUGCUGGGCGGCUGCAGGCCGGCCGUGACGCUCCUCAAGGCCGCGGGCCCCGCCGCGGACGACGCGCUGCACGAGGUGCCCGACGGCGUCCCGCGCGACGCGCAGGCGCUGCUGGAGCUGGGCCGCGUGCCGAGGACGGCGGCGUCGUGCCACGUGCGCGACAUGCCCACCCUGGGGCUGCGCCUGCGCCACAGCCGCGAGGCCCUGCCCGUGUUCGCGGUGCCCCCGCUCGGCGUCCUGGACCAGCAGGGGCAGUCCGCCCUGGCCGCGCUCGCGCUCCGCAUCAUCAACCCCAUGAUGCUCGUGCAAGCCGCCCCCGCCGACACCCUCGGGCAGCAGGCCGCCGCCGUGGUGCAGGCGAUCGUCCGCACCCACCCCGUGGGGCCCUACACCGUGCUGGGCUGGGGCCUGGGCACGCCGCUGGUGCUGGAGGUCAGCCGGCAGCUGGAGGCGCAAGGCCACAAGGCCGUCACCAUGCUCGUCCUGGGCGACGUGCUGCAAGUGCAGGCCUGGGCCCAGGAGCAGGCCGACGCCUCCCUGCUCAGGACCAUCUUCUCGGACGAACAGUCGCAGGAGAUCCUGGAGAACGCGGCCGACCCCCUCCGCGAGCUGCUGGCCACGCUGCCAGAGAGCCAGCGCGGCCGCGCCGAGGCAGGCUUCCUCACGCUGCGCACCGCCGUCAACGCCCUGGCCAGGCACACCUCCAACCUCGCGGACCCCUUCCGCGGCCGGCUCAUCGACGUGCAGGCCGACAGGGCCUCCUCCUUCACCAGGGCCAACAACGUGCUGUCCCGCAUCGCGCCGCGCCAGGAGGUGCCGCUGGGACUCCGCAGCACGUGGCUCGCCACCCUCAUCAUGGAGUACUCGGGCGUGUCCAAGGAGGCCACGCUCAGCGAGGUGCGGCCGCUCCUCGCUGCCCUCGCGUGACCAACUCUCCCCUCCCCGACUCCGACGACGCCUUUUAUGUACAAAUAAAAUUCGAAAAUAAAAUAUAGCGGCUUCCUGAUUAAA
Messenger RNA from Thrips palmi, 6743 nucleotides. RefSeq names its product fatty acid synthase-like. The transcript is spliced from 27 exons. The coding region runs from base 222 to 6659 and encodes 2145 amino acids. Lineage: Eukaryota; Metazoa; Arthropoda; Insecta; Thysanoptera; Thripidae. Gene Ontology annotation, molecular function: fatty acid synthase activity; oxidoreductase activity. The record is from RefSeq and is a predicted model, not a curated record. Gene Ontology annotation, biological process: fatty acid biosynthetic process.